This is a messenger RNA of Triticum aestivum (bread wheat), 1195 nucleotides long. RefSeq names its product F-box protein PP2-B10. The transcript has 2 exons. Bases 371 to 994 code for a protein of 207 amino acids. NCBI's taxonomy places the organism in Eukaryota, Viridiplantae, Streptophyta, Magnoliopsida, Poales, Poaceae. The record is from RefSeq and is a predicted model, not a curated record.
UGCGCCGGCCGCCUGCGAGAUCGAGCGCCUGCCGGAGGACCUCCUGAUGCACGUGAUAUCGCUCACGUCGCCGGCGGACGCCUUCCAUGCCACCGCCGUGUCCCGGGCCUUCCACGCCGCAGCCGACUCAGACACCGUCUGGUCCCACCUCCUGCCGUGCGACCUCCCGCAGUUCGGCAAGAGGGAGCUCCCCCGCAAGCCGCCGUCGGCCAAGAAAGGGAUGUUCCGGCGCCUCUCCGACGAACCAGCCCUCCUCCCGGGCAAGUAUGUGGUACGUGCGUACUCCUCGCAUGCGAUUCUUCAGCUCGACUAGCUUGCCGCCUUGAAUACCUUUUUUUGUGUGUGUUCCUACGUACGCACGUUGCAGCGCAUGCAGCUGGACAAGGCCACCGGCGCCAAGUGCUUCACGUUUUCGGCCAGCGCGCUACAAAUCACCCAAGCUAAUGAUGCACACACGCCCUUGAUACGUGUAGGUUCAGUGCCGGGCUACAGCAAAAGAGGCAAAAGGUUCUCACAAGCAGCUGAAAUCGGCCAUGUUAAUAUACUCGAGAUAUGUGCCAAGAUACAGAGAAGCAUGCUCUCUCAAAACACAACCUAUGUGGCAUACAUGGUGUUCAAGCUAGGACCCAGAUUUUACAGCUUCAAUUUCCCGUUUCAAGAAGCCUCAUUUGGUGUUGUUGGGAGCCGGUCGAUCCAGCAGGUUUGCCUGCAAGGCUAUGUCAAGGACGGUGAUGGAGCCGAUGUUCCACCUCGGAAACACAUUGUGCCAAGUUCUUAUAGUAUAUAUAAUCAUGACGCGGUUCCUCCUCAAAAGAACGUUGUUUUCCCACGUAAGAAAGCCGAUGGUUGGAUGGAGGUGGAGCUUGGUGAGUUCCAUAAUGAGGGAGGUGACGGUAAGGUCUCCAUCAGCUUGACCGAGACAACAAAACCCAAGAGUGGCCUUAUUGUCUGGGGCAUUGUGAUAAGAAGUAAGCAACAAAGAAAAAAAAAGUAAGCAAAAAUAGUCCAUGUAGGAGCUAGAAAGGAGAAUUUAUUGGACAACUUUUUGUUACAUAGAAUGAGGCCAAAACUCUAAGGCUACAUGUGGUCUUAUUUCCCUAUUUCCUUCAAAAUUUUAUUCUGAAUGUAGUCAAAUGUAUUUUUUAUAGGAAAUAAGUAGGAGAUAAAGAGCUAUGCCUUUAUGAGUUCGGUUAUA